Molecule: messenger RNA, 450 nt
Organism: Belonocnema kinseyi
Lineage: Eukaryota; Metazoa; Arthropoda; Insecta; Hymenoptera; Cynipidae
Product: secreted RxLR effector protein 161-like
Exons: 1
Coding region: 1-450 (149 amino acids)
Source: RefSeq, a predicted model, not a curated record
AUGGUUACUAUUCAAGUAGCAAAUCGGGAAAGGAAGUUAAGAGAAGAGCCAAAUGAUCAGAAAACUCUAACUAAGACAAGCACGAUAGAAAAUGCACCUUACCGAGAAGCUAUAGGUAGCUUAUUAUACCUUGCGAAUGCAACUCGACCAGAUAUCUCUUAUGCAGUUAAUAUUUUAAGCAGGCAUCAAAUAAAUCCAACUGAAUACGACUGGAAGAUGGUGAAACGAGUCUUCAGAUAUCUCAAAGGAACGAAAGAUAAAGGAUUAAGAUUUUUGUCAAAACGAAAUAAUUUAGAGGCUUUUUCAGAUGCAAGUUUUGCAGACUGUAAAGGAUCACUCACAACUUGUGGGUGUGUAAUUCAGUUGUAUGGAGAUUCUGUAGCCUGGAGAACGCAUAAGCAGACAUUUAUAGCUCUAUCAACGUGCCAAGCAGAAUGUUACGCUGAGUGA